AUGACACGAUGUUCAUUUGAUAUUCAUGUUCAAGAAAUACUUGGUACAUUGUUAGUUGGAGGCACACUGAUUAUGCUACAUCCAGGUGGAACUAUUGAUUUCGAUUAUUUAUCUAAAUGUAUAUUCAUUGCUUUAGGUGAACCUUUUUCUGCUCCAUUAAUUGAUUUGAUUGUGCAAAUCGAUAUAACAAACUGUAUUGUAUGGAAUUUGUAUGGUCCAGCUGAAGCAACUAUAGAUUGUACAUUUCAUCAUGUGAAUGUCACAAAUAAUAUACAAAGCAUUUCAAUUGGUAAACCACUUUCUAAUUAUCGAUGUGUGAUUAUAAAUCAAUAUUUACAAUCAUCUGCCAUUGGUCUAGAAGGUGAACUGUUUGUAGGAGGAGUGGGUGUAUUUGCUGGUUAUCUUGGACGUGAUGAUUUGACUGCAAAAGCUCUUGUUCAGAUAGAUGGUCAACUAUUUUAUCAAACAGGUGAUCUUGUUAGAAUAGAUAACAGUGGUCUUCUUCAUUAUCAAGGAAGAAAAGAUCAUCAAAUCAAACUUCAUGGACAACGUAUUGAACUUGGUGAAAUCGAACGAUGUUUACUUAACAUUACAUCUAUAUCUACUUGUGUUGUCAUGAAAUGGAAUGAUGAUUAUUUAGUUGCUUAUGUUCAAUCUUCUCAUACCAAUGAAGAACAACUACGUCAACAUUGUCAAUCUUAUCUUCCACCACACAUGAUUCCAUCAAUAUUCAUUAUUCUUGACAAACUACCUUUGAAUCAAAAUGGAAAAAUAGACAGAAAACAACUUCCUUCGCCCGACUUCUCUCUAUCGACUUUGUUAUCGUCUGAUAAAUCUGAUACU
Molecule: messenger RNA, 843 nt
Organism: Adineta steineri
Lineage: Eukaryota; Metazoa; Rotifera; Eurotatoria; Adinetida; Adinetidae
Source: the annotation of a GenBank genome assembly